AGAGGACCUUCUGAUGCUGGGGGAAUCUCUGUUCCGUCCAAGCAUUGUUAAGACAGGGAUCAAGAGACUAAAAAGCAAGAUCUCUGACAGUCAACCAUAAUGUGAUAUUCACCUUGUUACCGUAUCAACAACGGGUAAGAUGGUCUGCUGAUUCUACAACAUUUCACACCAUCUCUGCUUCCACCACCUGUGUGGGUUUGUUUGGACGGGCCAAUGCUUGCAGAGGGUUUCCUGAGAGUCCUGUGUUAUAAAGACACAGACACGGAGUCCGACCCAGAGCCACAUGGCUCUUCUUCUGCCCAUUCUGUUCACUUUGAGGAGCCAGGUGGACAUCAGAGACUCAAACAAGCGCAAAGAGUCACAGUAUCGUCACCGUUGUCUCCCAAUAAAGCUGUUGAUGUGAAAGAGGAAGUGGAGCAGGUGGAUUCUGAGCUGGGCACGGUCCAGAGCGUGGGCGACGGUGCUGUAUUAAUCCCGAAACCCACGACCUUCCGCUCCAGCCCUCAACCUUACCCCAGAUGCACACCCCAGGGGCCACUGCAGCCCACGAGUCUCUAUACCCAGUUCUGCUCCAGUGUCCCUCAACGGGGUGAACGACAGACGGACAGUGAUUUCAGAGAGCAGGAUGACUACAGAGCCAGCGAGGACGCCCCUGCGCUUCCCCUGAUCGACCCCAGAAGACGGAGGUUGGGGGCAGCUGCACCGGACAACGGCUACCUGGCCAUGGACAGCAGCAUCACUCUCCAGGGUGGUGAGCCUUUGACCAACUCCAUGCUGAACGGCUACCUGGACAGCAAGCUGAGGGAGGUGUACAGUCAGUACCUUCAGGAGAGGCUGGUGCGGCCAGGCACAUCCCCGAGAUGGAGCCUCCUGGCGCCACUACCUCCGGGACAUGUAGUUCAGCAGCUCAGUCACCAGGUGGCGCUGGAGCAAGGCAUGGAGGUGGAUGAGGCUCGUAGCCUCGUGCUAAGCUACAUGCACACCCAGGGAGGGGACAGUAGAGCGGUCAGCUCACAUUUCAGCUCCCCAGUCCUACGGAUCUCACAGCUGGAGGACAACUGACCCAUGCAGACCGUAACACAUGCCUUGAUAAUCUCAUGUCAAAUCACAGAAUCUCCUCUGUCUGUCAUUACUAUCAUUUGGUAAUCUGCUUCAUUCCUGUCUCUCUGAUCUGGAGCUCUGAUUGUGGACCACUGUGUUGCAUGCAUUUUACCGUAUAUUGACAUAAUUUCAGUGUCAGUGUAAUAAACAAUAUCAAACAUUA
Molecule: messenger RNA, 1264 nt
Organism: Sardina pilchardus (European sardine)
Lineage: Eukaryota; Metazoa; Chordata; Actinopteri; Clupeiformes; Clupeidae
Exons: 3
Coding region: 214-1062 (282 amino acids)
Biological process (GO): regulation of toll-like receptor signaling pathway
Source: RefSeq, a predicted model, not a curated record